This is a messenger RNA of Dictyostelium purpureum, 1299 nucleotides long. RefSeq lists its product as uncharacterized. NCBI's taxonomy places the organism in Eukaryota, Evosea, Eumycetozoa, Dictyosteliales, Dictyosteliaceae. The record is from RefSeq and is a predicted model, not a curated record. The transcript is spliced from 3 exons. Bases 1 to 1299 code for a protein of 432 amino acids.
AUGACAAUUACAACUACAACAACAAAUAGUACUACAGAUACUACUACAACUCCACCAUCAGACGCAUCAGUAACUGCGUCUGAUACUACAUCAACACCAAAUACAACUACAGGAAUAAGUAAAGUCUAUGAUGAAUUAAUAUUGGUUAUAUUUUUAGACAACUCGAACUGGAUGAGGAAUUCAGAUUAUCCUCAAAGUAGAUGGAAAUCACAAUACACCGCAAUAACAACACUAAUAAAUAAUUUAACAAAGAAUAUGAUUAGAUAUACUUUAUAUAUGAUAGCGAUGGCUGAUGAUAAUUUAAACAAUCAAGAGCUAAAGGAUAAUAUAAAUUUUUUAAAAGAAAAACAAGUCGGUUUUGAUGUCAUAUCAUUUGGAGAUGCCCAAAUUGAUAAAAUUCAACAGUUAUAUAAUGAUACUAACUAUCCUGAUUCUAAUUGCAAUUUUUAUAACAUAUUACCAAAUAAUGAUUUAUUAGUAUCAAACAUUACAAAACUACAAUGGAUAAAAGGUUGUAAAUUAUCAGCUCCUAAUAAUGUUCCCACAAAUAGUGUUACACAUAGACCCAGAUAUCCAUCACAACAAGUUAGAAUCAAUCCAGUAAAAACAACGAAUAGAAAUAAUACCCCAAACAGUAAUAAUAAUAAUAAUAGUAGUAGUAAUAAUAAUAAUAAUAAUAAUAAUAAUAAUAAUAAUAAUAAUAAUAAUAAUAAUAAUAAUAAUAAUAAUAAUAAUAAUAUUAUAAAUAAUAAUGGUAAUAGUUUAAAUGUAAGUAAUGAUUUUGAUAACAAUGAAUCAGAUUUAAAACCAAUAAAAACCUCAAGUGAACCAGAAAAUAAAAUCAAUGAAAGCGAUACCACCUCAAUUAAAACAUCUGUCAACACUGAUAAUAUUAAUCAAAGCAAUGUUAAUAACAACAAUAUAAAUAAUAGCAAUGACAACGAUGUUAACAAAAAUACUACCAACAUUAAUAAUAAUGAUAAUAAUAACAAUAACAAUAAUAUUGAUAUACCAGAGUCAAUACAAUAUAGAAAUCAACUCUCAUAUUUAAAAAACAUUCAUCACCACAAUGUUUUUCCAUUAAAAAAGAUUAGUAAUGGUUUAUCACCAAAACUACCAUCUCUAGACAAUGGAUCCAAACAAACAUCAUUAUCACAACCAUUAUCCCCACAAAAAACAUCACCUCGAUAUUCUUUAUCUCAAACCCCACAAUCCGAACCUAUUUUACCAUCAGUGUCUGCAGAUAUUAUAUCUCCUCAAUUAUUAUCAGAGCAACAACCACCACCAUUAUCACUGUGA